Messenger RNA from Castor canadensis (American beaver), 7224 nucleotides. The record is from RefSeq and is a predicted model, not a curated record. Lineage: Eukaryota; Metazoa; Chordata; Mammalia; Rodentia; Castoridae.
CUGUGAAAUCCAUUAGUGAUUCACUGCGUGUCUCUGUUGGUUUUCUAGAAGAUUCUGAUUUUCUAGAAGAUUCACUAAUUUAUGAAGUUAUUUUUUGGGAAAACACUUCUAAUAUUGAGGUAAAAAGACUAUGUAGUAUAAUUUUAUAACUAUGAUUUGGGUAAAUAAGGCUUAAAUGUAAAACCUGGGGAGCCAUUUAAACUUUUUUUAAGAAAAAUAUGGUACACUUCAUGAAUUUGCAUGUCAUCCUUGCACAGGGGCCAUGCUAAUCUCUGUUCCAGCUUUAGUAUGUGUGCUGCUGAAACAAGCACGAGACAUUUAAACUUUUAAGACUGUAUGACUAAUUCUGAUUAUCUGCAGUAUGAAGAAUACCAGCAUUUUUCCGUGUUUGGCAUGGGAAGUUUGGAUGCCCUACACCUGGGACCAAGAUUGCUUUUCAAAUGCAGAUUCUGAGCCAGUGCUGAUGAAUCAGAACUCUUUCCAACAUGGCUCUGGUACUCAUCUCGGCAGGGUUUCUACUGACAUCUGAGCACAGAUGUCCUGUACUUCAGUGGCAUCUUAGCAACACCUCUGGGCUCUACCCUCUAGAAUCCAGUAGCAUACCCUCCUAAGCUGUGACAACUAAAACCUCUCCAGACAUUGUCAGAUGUCCCCUUUGGCACCUCCAAGGAGACAAACUUAGUUCAUAGGAGCAGGAGAGUCUUAGGUAGCACAAUGGUUUGUGGCCCUCCCUUUAGAAGAACAUGCCUCUAAGGUUCAGCUAUAUUCCUUAAUAUUUAAUUUCAUAGUGGGAAAGGAGUUUGAAAAAAAAUACUUAAAAAGGCUCUUCAGGGGGGUAGUAAAGAAAAAAAGGAUUAAGAGACACUGGGCUAAACACUUAAAUUCAAAAACCAUGGACAGAGCUGAUACAACACAUCAGAUAAUCCAUGUGAUUCCUUCUGGAAUUGCGGUCAAGGAGUCAGUCUUUAAAAUCUUUGCAGUUGAGUUGAUAAAUUCUGUAACUUUAUCUCAUUUUCUGUUGGAAAUUUAGAAUUAAAUCCCAAAGGGCUAGCUGCUUGCAUUUGAGCUAUCUGAUCACACUGUAACCGUAGGAUAAUUAGCCCAUAGAUAGAAGCAUGAUCAGUUUCCAGAUGUCCUGAGAUGAGAAAAACCUGAAUUUGUGUCCCAUGCUAACCAAUCAUGUAACUAACCAUAGGUUAGGUAAGGUGCUUACCUCUUUGAUAUUUUGGUUCCUGUUCACUAAAGUGGUAAUGACAGCAACUAAUGUUUUCAAAAGGAGGUAUAUACACUUGGAAAUGAAGUAACAUAUGUGAGAGAAAAUACCUAGUACAUUGCUUUGACAAGUAGAGCAUCAAUCAGUCUUAGUUCACCAUACUAUCCUGUGCUGGCUAUAUCAAUAACUAUUAUAUCAGCAACUCAUUUAUUGAACACCUAACAGUUUUUCAGGCAUUAUGCUCAGUAUUUCACAUGAAGUUCCUGACUUGUUCUUCAAAAUGACCCUACCAGUCUGUAUACUCAAUUAAACUGUUGUUCAUCCUUGCUUUCCUGAUGCUGGACUUCAGAUGAUGGAGCCUGGGUGGAUGUGCAGAGGCAUUCAGUGUGCCUGCAUGGCUUGGCUUGGCUCUUGUGCUUUUCCUGUUUGCCAGGAGGAAAGCAUACGUCACAGUCUAUGGACUAAGGAGGAGGAGAGGCUGGUGGAGCAGGCCUCCAUGGGAGUUCCGCGGCCAAUCCAUAGACUUGUGCAUGAGAAGAAUGAAUGUGGAGGUGGUUUUGUUAGUUACAAAGCACUGUUGUGGCAAUAGCUGACUCAUACAUGUAGUAUCAGCAAUUGUCCUGAUUUUACAGAAUAAGAAAUAAAGUAACCUUGCACAGGCCACACUGGUGGGAGUGGUAUUUUAACAAGAGAUUUGAGGCUAAAAACUCCUACUCUAAACCAUCCAGUCAUUAAUCAGAGGUAAUACAAUGGCAGUUAAGCCAAACCAACUUACUUAGUUAAUGAACUAAAUUGGAGUUGUCUUAGGAUUGUACCAUAUGGUUUUCUGGCAGCAGCAUUUUUAGUUAUAAUGGUUAUUCAAAACAAAUUCGUAGUUCUUAAUCGCACACCAAUUAAGUAUUUGGGAGAAGCCAAUCCUAAGUUGAAUGUAAAAGAAUUCAGGGACUAGAUAUUCCCUAUCUGAUUUCAUGAGGUGACUAAAUUCUAUCCAUGAUUUAAUUAUUUUUAUAGGAAAAAAUUAUGCAAAAAAGCCCUGAGUUUACUAUUGUUAACUUGCAACUGCGGACUGUAUAUUGCGUCAAAGCCAGAGUACACAAGGAUUCCCCUGGGCACCAAAGCAGUGAAUUCAGUGACCCAGUGUGCAAGAAAACAGAAUCACGAAAUUCUUCCACAAUCUGGAUUAUAGCUGGAAUUUUUGCUGUGUUGGUUUUUAUCCUAAUUAUUAUUUAUGCUGUGAAAAGUCUCCUGAGAUGUUUCAAUUAUACAUUCUUUCCAUCACUUAAACCUUUUUCAAAUAUUGAUGAGUAUUUCUCUGAACCACCAUUAAAGAAUCUUCUUCUUUUGACUUCGGAGGAACAAACUGAAAGCUGUUUUGUAAUUGAAAACACAGACGUGAUUGUCAUAGUAGAAGAAAUGAGUCAAAGUGAAGGAGAUCACAAAAAGUACAACUCACAGACUAGUCAAGACUCAGGAAACUACUCAAUUGAAGAUGAAAACAUGGAGAGCAGAACAAACGAAGAACUUCUGCGAAAGGAGACGGACUCUGAGUGACACCAGCUGCCCUGACGUGGGGAGUUUACACUCCCUUGGGAACUACCGAGAGGAGAUUUGCCUCUUGGGAAUGAAAAAACAUCUCAGAUCAUAGGUCCUUAAAACACAGACAAGCACUUAACUACUGAAAACUGAAACGACAGACCUUGGGGAAAAGUGUUCUGCAUUCUUGUCAUGCAGCCUGUCUUGGAUGAAGUGAGUUCAUUGAAGAAGGUGGCCACCAUCUUCCUAAUGACAGCCUGUGCACUCCUGUGCUGUCACAGUGUAGUUGUGCACUGUCCCCCAGUUGCUGGUUCCUACACAGGUCAUCUGUCCUCCAUUCUCAGUGUUACAGUUCACUUUUUUUCAGGAGAUAUUUGGAGCAUUUGGUCUUUUAACACUUGACUCACACCCUUGGGCAAUUUAUUUAGAAAAGUCUGGCUGCUUAUCACGUGGUUUUCUGAAAAGUAGCUUCCCUAGAGAAUACCUACAGAAGGCAGAAAAAUGAACCUUAAGAAGCAUUCAGGGGAUUCUCGUCAUUUAUCCUGGAAACACUGGCUUCUACAGGACAGUCAGCUGUCCUUAACAUAGUUUAGAAUCCAAACCAGGUAAUCUUUUACUAUACAUUAAGACUUCCUGAUUCAUAACUUAUUAAAAAGAUAGCUCUGAUUCGAAUUUGGAACCACGAAGCCACAGAGAAAUAGGUGACUAAUUACAGAAGCCAUCAUUAUAUUUUCAGAUCUCAGAAUGUGUUCCUGAUUACACACAAUAUACACAAGUAGUCUUGGGACUGAGACAAAAUGUCAGUGACAGAAAAGACAAAGUAAGAAAUAGAAUCAUUCAGUAGGAAAGAAGCAAGUGAAUUUGGUGAAAAAGUAAAAAUAGUGUAUACAAUCAAUUUUUAAUCAUUAACCCACUCCAUUUGUUUUUAUGGCUUUAUCUGUGUCACUUUUAAUACCAGGCCAACUUCUGUCCAUGUGUAGCAGUAUUCAGGGACCUCUUAGCCUCCAUCUACUUAAAAAAUGCGAAUUAUCUUAUGUGAAAGGUGACAGUAAAAAAUGCAGUGAGGCAGAAAAACCUGAUUUUUAAAGUUACAUGAGACUUUCCAAAGAUACUGUAGCUUGUUUUUCAAUUUCUUACCAUUGGGUUCUCCACAGUGUCCUCUGCAGGCAGGAAGGCUAUAGAAAUCCUGUGGCCCCUAGGGCACACUCUCACUUCAGUUGUUAACAGGACCAGUGGGAGAGAAAACAUGAGAUCACAAGGGCGUGCUGGGGAGCAGACACCACUAAGGCAGUCUUCCUCAUAGUCACAUCUGGGAAGGUGGCAUUUGUCCUGGAAGAAGGAAAGGCGGGGAGUGCGGCGACACUCGCACCCCUGCACACACACAAGUCGCAGGUGCGCCUUCUGUUCCUGGCCCUUCCACCCAGAUUCCUGGGUUGUUCUAGCAGGAAUAACUGGAAUGAGCUCAGUAAUCUCUUCCAAGCCUGUCUCUCUGCUGCAGAAUCCCUUCAGUGACCCCAACGCACUCAAGUGUUCAUCUUUGACUAGAGGCAUGUGGCUCAAAGCACAGCUUCCACCUGGCCCCCACCACCAUUGCCUUGCACCCUAUGACACUUUGAUGAUCCUGCACAGCACGUCUGGCCCUAAAAGCCCUUUCAGAUGGACAGCUUUAAAAAGCACUUUUGUAGGAUGUGGAGAAAACUCAGACAUUAAGAGAUACCAGUGAAAUUGUUAGGUCCUUAAGAGUGGGAAGCACGUGUCCUCGAGCUUAGAGACCUGGUUUUCAGUCAACAAGCAGCAGGGCAGCAGCAGAAAAAAGGAGAGGGGUUUCACUCUUCACCCACCUCUGUAAUGUUCUACAUGGUGCCUCGUCAAGAUGUGCUGCUCAGCUGCAUGGUGACAAGUAUUUUUCCUGGACAGUAGUUUUUACUUAGAAAUGCCAUGCAUUUGGGGCACCAACAGACGGCCUAGAAAUUAUAGCAUUAAUAGUUCUCAUAGAGGACAAAUGCGACCUGAGAAGUUAUGUGAACAGCAUUCUACAUAAUACGUGUGUUUGUGUACCUAAAUAGUGACGUGACCAGUAAACAUGCAUAUAUGUGUGUGUACCCACACAUUCUCAUACAUGUCAUGUGAGCCUUAUUCCAUUAGAAUGGCUAUAAGGAGCUUAAUAUGGAUUUUAAAAUUAGAGAUGCAGUUCAGAACUACAAACUUUAAGUGUCUCACUAAAAAUUCGCAACCUGUAAAAAAGUCAGUUUAGAGAUACUGUCCACGUGGUGUGCAUCUGUGGUCCCAGCUACUUCUGAGGCUGAGGCGAGAGGCUCACUUGAGCCCAGGAGUUUGGGACCAGCCUGAGCAAUGUAGCAAGAACCCAUCUCAAAAACAAAAAAUUGUAUGUGUGUAUGCAUGUAUAUAUAUGUAUCUUUCCCCAAAAGAGACUGUGAUGUUUGAAACAGCCUCGAGAUUUCUAUUUCUGUGACUGACUUCCUUAUGUUGUUGUCUCUUCCACCACUGGAGCAGUUCUGUGAGCAGGGAGUCUUAUUCAGCACUGAACCCCCAGCACUUACAACCGUGCAGUGCUUUGCACAUAGAAGGUGCUCAGAAAGUAUCUAAUGAAUGAGAUCUAAAAUUUAGACCUAGUGAGUGUUUCUGACAGUGUAUGUUUCAUUAGGUUAUAGGAGGACAUAACCAUAUUUUCAGUGUUACAAUGCAACAAAUUUGUAUCUCGUUUAUUUGUAUUUAUGUGUUAAAUUCUAUUGUAAACAAUUUUACAUAAUACUGCAACCAAAAGUGUUCUGGUUUUCUAUUUUGGGGUGAAAAGGUACUUGAACUUAAUACAUUUUUAUGUCCCAAAGGUGUUCCCACUGAUGCCUUUCAAAGGUGCAUUUCAAAAGAAGGGUGCAGUGCUGCUCCCAUCCCACACACCUUGCAGAAAUGUCUUGUUGGCUUUUUCCUUCUUCAGACCCUGAAUGGAAGACAUUGCUGGAGCACGUGGUUGUUACAUGAGAGUUUGCAAUGGCUUGCAUACUCCUUGUUGUCUGGAACUUACAAAUCUUCCUACUGUCAUGCAUUCUGAAGUGGCUCUCUCUUGUAGCUAUAUACCUUCUGCUCUCUGGAUACAGUUUACACAGUAGUUGAACACAAUUUGUAUUCAAGCUAGAAACUUCUAUACUCAUGUUUUCAGUAAGCUUCCUCAAUUUCAUUUCAUAAUGAUCAGAGAAGGAAAUACAUUCAUCUCUGAUGCCCAAGAAAUAAUAGUGACAAAUUUCAGUGGCAUCCAGUUUUUUCUUUUUCUUUUUUUUUUUUGAGAUAGGGUCUCAUUGCGUAGGUCAGGCUGUUCUCAAAUUCAUGAUCUUCCUGCCUCAGCCUGCCAAGUGCUGGGACGAGGUAUGUGCCACCAUGCCCAGCCACAUCCAGCUUUUUCUUAGAGCCUUUUUUUCUUAGGAUUAGGGUGAUCACAGAUCACAGGUUUUAAGGGCAACAUAACUACAUGUGCUUGCUUGUGGUGUUGAUGGAAAAAUAGAAAUAUCUUUUCCUUCGCCUGAGGGAAACAAAGGCAAGAAAUGAGAAACUGUUGUCUUUCAAGUCUUUAUGCAAGUCUCCUGCCCAUUCUGUGAUCUGUCCCCUCCCCUUGGAGCUUGCUUGCUAACAGGACAUACUGCAGAAGAGGUAACAAGAUAUUCGGCCAACAGUUGGGAGAAGGAAAGAAAUUGAAAAAUGACAUCACUCUGUAGCUGCUUAAAAUUAAGUGACUCAAUGACACCACCCCACACCAACACCAAAUUUUUAUGGAUCCAUCGUAGAUGGAAAGAGUUGAGGAAAUUGAAUAAGAAGAAAAAUAGGUUUUCUUAUGUUUCCAGUAGAAAGUCGUUUCCCAAUAUUGGUGCCUUGUAUAUUUGACUCUACUGUCUUUCCAAGUUGUGUGAUGCUUUUAAUACUCUAGAAAUUUCCUUAUACAAAGAGAUGAUUGUGAACUUGCGGUAGAAAGGUACAUCAGCCUCUCCAAAAUCUUCCUAAGAGACCUCCACCUCAUCCACAUGGAGGAGGCAUCUCUGCCCAUCUGGAUCUGCUUGCUCCCAGGAAGAGCAUUUCAUUCUGUUCUCUAGCAGUCUCCCACCACAUGGGAAGCUCCAUGAAAGCAAACCUUUUUUUCUUUUUUCUUUGGUAACUGUGUUAAAUUGGAACUGGGUGGAGUGUCAAAGAUGCACACGUUUUCUGGAUUCACCACUAGAGGGAAACAAUGCACCCUGUUUGAGUAUUUAAGAUACAGGUUAUUAAAUGGCUGUGUCAUGACGAAACAUGGAGCAGGCAGCAAGUAUCAUUUAAAGUUGUCAGAUGUAGCAAAUAAGAAUACAGAGCACCCCGUUAAGUUUGGAUAUCCCAAGUAAGCUGGGUGCCAGUAGCUCAGGCCUGCAAUCCUAGCUACUUGGAAGGAGAUCAGGAGGAUAUUGGUUCAAGGCCAGCCCAGGGAAAUAGUUCAUGAG